Molecule: messenger RNA, 726 nt
Organism: Dermacentor andersoni
Lineage: Eukaryota; Metazoa; Arthropoda; Arachnida; Ixodida; Ixodidae
Source: RefSeq, a predicted model, not a curated record
CCUUACCAAGCAACAUGGACAAAUUGAUCAUUGUGGUUUUGGUAGCAACUGUUUUAGGCCUUAAGGAAACAUUAGCCAAAGCCCGGCAAGAUGCGAGCACCCAGAAGCAUUCUGCACCGCCCAGCGUUCUGGAGUUCAUGAACACAACUGAAACCAUAUGGACAUUGAAUACGACCUAUAACACCACCGUUUGGUGUAAAAAUGACAAGGUGGAUAACACAACAGAUAACACAACAUAUUUUACGCGUUCUUUUCUUGAUGGCAACCAUAGUUGGGUCCAUAAACACUACUUAGGAGAAGUGGAUCCGAACCAGCCAGAUACAAUGCUUGUAGGAUUUCAAGGUAUUGGACAGGGAUUUAUAACGAAUGAGACAUUGCUAUACAUGGGACCUGGCGGCAGCUGCGGUGUUUUUAGCGUGACCCGUGCUGUUGGUCUAGGCAUGCCUCGUUUUACGUCCACAGAAUACCCAGAUGUCUGGUUUGACCUACGUGUGAGGAACUCUUCGAUAUCAAGUGUCGAUCCGAACUGCACUACUCUAUACAACGAGAGAGCGUCUUCCCAAAAUAUAACGACGCAAUAUAACGAGACUUGCCAGAGCGCUCGUGGGCGAGAAAUUGAACUGUGAAACAUCGCCAGCAGCUGCACGCAAUAGCAAGAGCGCGUCCCUGCUGCGUGUGCUUCCAGCAAUCUGGCAGUGGUUUCAAUAAAGAAUCUCGGAGCAGCAA